Pocillopora meandrina is the source of this 756-nucleotide messenger RNA. Lineage: Eukaryota; Metazoa; Cnidaria; Anthozoa; Scleractinia; Pocilloporidae. The record is from the annotation of a GenBank genome assembly.
AUGGAUGACGAUGUCCAUGUGUAUAACAGCUAUGGCAAAAAAUACGAAGUACCCAGAAGACGCUUGAGGUCAUUUGCCGAGCUUCUGAUCGGAGAUCAUAUCGCAUUCCAUCGACAUUGCGGUUCCUACUGGCAUCAUGCAAUAAUCGAAGAGAUCCACUCGGAGACAGGCACACUCGACAUCAUCGAGUAUUCCAAUACAGUUGAAGGGUUUUGGAACGACAACUUCGGCUCAGAAGACUCAUCAAACUCCUUUUCACUACGUAUCGCAAAGGUGAUGAGGAGAAGUUGGAGACCAAAUUUCCAAGAAGACCAUGUUUACUUGGUGGUACACACAGAUUGUUUAGAUCCUGCCAUUGUGAUUUAUAGAGCAAGGAGUAAGCUCGAGAAUGCGAACUACAGCCCCAUCAAAAAUAAUUGUGAACACUUUGCCAUGUGGUGCAAAACGGGUAAAGAAUCUUCCGACCAGAUUAAAAAAGCUUGGCUAAUGAUGAAAGAUGAAUUAUUUGGUGGAGCAGUGAAAAACGGAGUCAAAGAGGCAACAGAGGAAGUGGCAACCGAGGCUAUGGUCAAAGCGGCAGCCGAGGCUAUGGUCAAAAUGACAAAUGAGGCAGCGAAAACCGGAGGCAAGAGAGUGGCGAGCCGAAGUCUUGCACAGACUGGAGAAUAUUCCCUUAAAACUGGAGUUGAAGAAGCUGUAAAGAAAACUACUUCAAAGGCAGGAAAAGGAGUCUUGAAAACUAAUUCUGCAGCCUUA